GAUUGCCAUGUACCUGACUUGCUGUGACACGAACUCAGAAGAGGCUUCUGUUUCGAGGAAGGGACGGGAUACACGGGGACAAAGGAUUGCCAAGUACCUGACUUGCUGUGACAAGAACUCAGAAGAGGCUUCUGUUUCGAGGAAGGGACAGGAUACAUGGGGACAAAGGAUUGCCAAGUACCUGACUCGCUGUGACAAGAACUCAGAAGAGGCUUCUGUUUUGAGGAGGGGUUUUUCUUUCAAGAAAAGCACACAGGGAUGGCUUUUACUGGCUGCCGGACCAUUGGCAGCGAUGAAGAGCCUCAGUUGACUGUUCACUUUAUCCCGCGGAGUGCGCUGAGCUGUCGUUCAGCCCUGUGCCUCGCCCUUAUCCUGCAGCUCUCUCAGUCCCAGCCUGCGAAGCGUGCCGUGCCUCCGCUGGUGCCAGACGAGCCCUUCCUGGUGUUCUGGAACGCCCCAACGCAGCAGUGCCAGUCCCGGCACAAAGCCCCGCUGUCUCUGGAGAGCUUUAAUAUCCUCUCCAAUCCGGAGCAGGCCUUCACCGGGCAGAGCGUGGCCAUCUACUACUUCGACCAGCUGGGCUUGUACCCUUACUACAACAACCUGAGCCAGCCGGUGAACGGAGGGAGCCCACAGAACAACAGCCUUCGUGAUCACUGUGACAAGAUGGUGGCCGACGUGGAGCACACCCUGCCAUGGCCGCACUUCUCCGGGCUGGCCGUGGUGGACUGGGAGGAGUGGCGCCCCCAGUGGGUCCGAAACUGGGGCAGCAAGGACAUCUACCAGCACAAAUCAAGGGAGCUGGUGAGGGGGCUGCACCCUGACUGGCCCGCAUACAAGGUGGAGCAGCAGGCGAGCUGGGAGUUCAACACAGCAGCCCAGCGCUUCUUCACCGAGACCCUCCGCCUGGGCAGGAUGCUGCGACCCCAGGGCUGGUGGGGCUUCUAUCUCUUCCCAGACUGCUACAACCACGAGUACAAGAAAGGCUUCCAGAACUACACAGGACAGUGCCCCCCGCUGGAGGUGCAGCGCAAUAACGAGCUGGCCUGGCUCUUCGCUGAGAGUAAGGCGCUGUACCCCUCUGUCUACCUGCCCGAGGUGCUCCAGUCCUCACCUCAGGGCCGGCUGUACACCAGGGCUCGCCUACGGGAGGCACUCAGGGUGGCAGAUCUGCCCGACUCGGACUCCUCGCUUCCCAUCUUCGCCUACACCCGCCCCUUCUACGCCUACUCCCUGACUCCCCUCACAGAGACAGACCUGGUUUCCAGUAUCGGAGAGAGCGCUGCACUGGGAGCCAAUGGGGUUGUCCUCUGGGGUGGCAUCGACUACUCACGCAACCGGAGCAACUGCCUGAUGCUGAACAGGUACCUGGAGCGCACGCUGGGGCCGUACAUCGUGAACGUCACCACGGCGACCAGGCUGUGCAGCCGGCUGCAGUGCAGCGGGAGGGGCCGCUGCGUCCGGAGGGACCCCGGUGCUGACGUGCACCUGCACCUGGACAGCGAGAGCUUCAGCAUCGAGGUGCGGCCAGGGGAUGGUCCCGAGGACAGGAGGGUCAACGUGAGGGGACAGCUCACCAAGCCGGCCUGGGCGCGCAUGAGGGAGCAGUUCCGCUGCCAGUGCUACCAGGGCUGGAGCGGAGAAGGCUGCGAGGGGCAGGACAGUCUGGGGACGAGGCCUCAGCAAGGCCACUUCCUCAUCAUUGCACUCCUGUGUACGGCGCUGAGCUGGCAGCUCUGAGGAGCACCAGGAGGAUCGUCCAGAGAUCCAAGAGAUUCUAAAGAUCUCAGUGUGUGUGUGUGUGUUCUCAGGGUAACAGAUCCGCACACGGAAUGCUGUCAAAUAUGGCAUUUCAUGUCAGCUCAGGAGCAUCCACAGUGCUAACAGGUGAAGAACACCCACACGGUGUAAAAUAGGGAUGCGGAUCUAGUGCAUGUCUACAAUUUUAUUAACUGUUGGUGAUCUGCGCACCUGCACUACACUACCUGUUGGACAUUAUUGUCUAAGGCGCAGUCAAUCUCGUUGUUACUCCUGGUAACUGUUGAGAUCCAGUGCUGCUGAGAUCCAGUUUCUAAGCCUAGAUUCAGGAAAGGUGUGUGUGUGUGUGUGGGGUGGGUGGGGGGUUCUUGCGGUCAUUGAUUUGAAACCCAGGCUCUGCCAACUCUUACCUCUCUUUCUCUAAAUGCUACACCACACGGCCACACUCAUUAACCUCAAGCCUGGCUCAACAGGGGGCUUAUAGCCUCUUUAUACAGUAGGACUGCUUUUCAUCUAAUCGUAUACCUUCGAUCUUGCUGGUCACCCUAGAGCGUGCUGACUUCCACUGUGAAAGAAGAUAUGCACUGUUAUAGAUCACUACUCCUCUGUUGAAUUGCUGCCUUUUCACAACAUGACCUGCUAUAGGCAAUUCUAAUCCCAGGUGGAAAAGCUGAUCUUUUUAUUGUAUUUAUUGACACUAUUAAAAGUUUACCAUAGUAAAAGCAUAGCAAAGUGUACUGAAGCACAAAGAGCAGGCAAGCAGGUAAAGAAUAGUGAAGUAUGGUAAAGCAUAUUAAUAAACAUGGCACACCAGUGUAAACUAUGGUAAAUGCAUAGUAUAACCAUGGGAAAAGCAUGAGGGAAAACUGCAAAAAAUCUGUGCAAAGAUACAGUGGUAAACAUUUAUAAGGGGAAGGCCACCAGCAGACCUGAGAUGGUUUUUACCUCUGGAGAUCUGUCCUUGUGGUUUUUGUGCGCCUCCACUAGGUACUUACACGCAUUUUUAAAGUGAAUAUUUUCACUUUCAGGAGUGUUGACCACUUGUCUGUGCAGGACAGUUUCUUCAGAUAUUUGUGUGAAUCCAUCCUUUGACUUUCUAGCAUAUUCAUUCAACCAUCCAAUGAAAAAGAACAAAGGAUUUGCCAAAGAGACCAUGUUAAGAACAUUCAUAGCAGGAUCCUAACGCUGCUUCAAGUUUGCUGGAUAAAGGUCAUUCAGUGACAAAGCUGUCAUGUGGUUUUCAGUGAAAUUAAAGGGACAGGUUUACUAAGCUUUAGUUCCUGUGUAAAGUUUGCAACAGCAUUUGUUUUAGUUUGGAUUUUUUAUUUUUUUUUUUAAAACUUCUCAACAGAGCAA
This is a messenger RNA of Polyodon spathula (Mississippi paddlefish), 3114 nucleotides long. Its product is annotated as hyaluronidase-2-like. NCBI's taxonomy places the organism in Eukaryota, Metazoa, Chordata, Actinopteri, Acipenseriformes, Polyodontidae. The transcript is spliced from 5 exons. Bases 259 to 1740 code for a protein of 493 amino acids. Gene Ontology annotation, molecular function: hyalurononglucosaminidase activity. The record is from RefSeq and is a predicted model, not a curated record. Gene Ontology annotation, biological process: carbohydrate metabolic process; hyaluronan catabolic process.